This is a messenger RNA of Hyla sarda, 2801 nucleotides long. It is a transcript of the gene MOSPD2, whose product is annotated as motile sperm domain containing 2. The coding region runs from base 245 to 1732 and encodes 495 amino acids. The transcript has 15 exons. The record is from RefSeq and is a predicted model, not a curated record. NCBI's taxonomy places the organism in Eukaryota, Metazoa, Chordata, Amphibia, Anura, Hylidae.
GUCAGCGCCGCUCAUGAAUAUUCCUCCCUAGGAGCGGCGAAGAGAGGGAGAACAGGAGGGAUGAAUAUUCAUGAGCGGCGCUGACUUCAGUGUCAGUUAGCCCGCAGAAGCCCCGCCUUUGCCAGUUACAGCCGGAUAUACACAGAGAUUAAAACUACAAGUGCGGGCGAACGGUGGCACGGAUCAGACCAAGGAAAAAGAGAAGCUAAUUCAGGAAACACGGAAGAGGUUUACACAAGAAUAUAUGCAAGAUAGUUCCAGUAAAUAUGAUUCCAGGGAUGUGGACAGACUACAGAAGGAUGAUGCCUGGGUGGAAAGCUAUCUUCUGUGGAGGCACAAUGUCAUAGAGGAGGCAUUAAAGAUGAUCGAUGAUAGCUUCAGAUGGAGGAAAGAAAUCGGCAUAAAUGAUCUGAAUGAAUCUGUUAUACCCAGGUGGUGUUUUGAUGUUGGAGCCAUUUACCUGCAUGGCUAUGAUAAAGAAGGCAACAAACUAUUCUGGUUCCGAGUGAAGCUCCACGUACGUGAUAACAAGACGAAUGAGGACAAGAAGAGAUGUGUCGCUUUUUGGUUGGAGCGCUAUGCCAAGAGGGAGCCGGGAAAACUACUGAGUGUUGUCUUUGAUAUGGCUGAAUGUGGACUUAGUAACGUAGAUAUGGACUUUGUUCGCUUUGUGAUCAACUGUUUUAAGAUCUACUAUCCCAGAUACCUGUCAAAGAUUGUAAUAUUCGAAAUGCCCUGGAUAAUGAAUGCUGCUUUUAAAAUUAUCAAGGGCUGGCUGGGUCCAGAAGCGAUAAACAUGCUGAAGUUUGUGAACCGGAGUGAAGUUCAGGACUACAUCAGUGCAGAGUACUUACUGCCACACAUGGGAGGAUCGGAUCCGUUCAAAUAUAGUUAUCCUCCAUUACCCGACGAUGAUUUCCAAACUCCAGUCUGUGAAAAUGGACCGGCAUCUUGUGAGGAUGAGCUGGAAAGUAAAGAAGGGAGUGAGCUGGACGUCAGGGACACUGUGGAUUCCUAUACGUCUGAGGAGAGCACACCGAGGCUUAGGAAGAUACACAGCAUCGAAGAUCAUUUCAAGCUCGAUGACAGCGAAAAGCCUGACGCCAAGCCGAAAAACCACAAGAGAACGCCAACUGUUUUUAAAGGGCCUUUACUACACAUUAGUCCUGCAGAUGAAUUGCAUUUUGGAUCCAAGGAAAGUGGAGAAAGGAAAUGCGUUAUUGUCCUCAAUAAUGUCACCAAAAAUACAGUGGCGUUUAAGGUGAGGACAACAGCCCCUGACAAAUUUAGGGUAAAACCAAGCAACAGCAGCUGUGAACCCGGCUCUACGGUUGACAUUGUGGUCUCUCUUCAUGCAGCAUCCAUCGCUUCGCUGCAAGACCGCUUCUUAGUCAUGGCUGCUGAGAUGGAGCAAGCAUCGGGAGCAGGAGCACAAGAGCUGGCGCAGUUCUGGAAAGAGGUGCCCAGGAAUAAGGUCAUGGAACACAGAUUAAGAUGCCACGUUGUUGAAACCAACAAGCCAGCCACAUUAGGAAUAAAAGAAAACACAGUGAACAGGCCAUUACUAAGCAAUGAAGAUCUGCAUUUUAAGAUAAAUCAACUUCUAGAUACAAACCGAAGACUGGAAGAACAGAUUGGACACUGCGUCUGGUACCAGCACUUAAUAACAUUUUUAUUAUCUAUUUUAGUUGCCAUAGCCAUCAUAUACAUGCUGAAGGACACGAGCAGAUAAUCCAUGUUCAGCCAUGGACAAUUUGUGAUUUGUGUACACAAUAAAUAUUUAAUAUGCUAUUCCUGCAAUGGGGGUGGGGGGAUCACCUGACUGAACCAAAGUUGCCUUUAGUGUUCGGCGUGUAUCAGAACUAAACCACGAUAUGACUAACACACUUAUCAAGAGUGCGGAGAGAAGGACAGAUGGAUGGAGAGGACUUACGUCUGUAUCCAAAUUCUGAUAUCUCAGGUUAUAUUGGUGCUCCUCUUAGAAUCCUCAAAGGUAUCAUUCCAGUCUUUUGUCCCUUUACAUGAUGAAAACGUAAUGAGGUACUGCUAUAUAAAACAAAGACCCUAAUGGACUGAUGCCAAGCAUUGACAUGUGGCACCUUUUGCAUGAUAUUUUCUUUUAUGUAUUUGCUUAUCCUUCCCCCUAUUAUUAUUGCUUAACAGCAAUUCCCAGAAAUACUUUGCUUGAGGUAAAUGAGUCUCACACCUCACUUUUUUGUAGUUUUUCAAAGGGCUACUAAAAAUGGUAGAAAAUAACUAACCAUAGUAGAGGAAGAACCCAUAUGGUGGACUGCUGGAUCUAAUGCGCACCAACAGUGCUUGAUGCACCUUAUUGACUUAUAACAGGGUCCAUCAGGUUGCGUUUAGAUGUUCUGCCUUUUGACUGGUAAAAUAAAGUACAUGCUAUGCUAGACAGGAGGUGCAAACAAAGCCUCAGUCAGAUCCCUACAGAGCCCUACACUGUAUUUAAAGGAUAUAUGUGACAUUUUUUUUACUAAGCGGCAAAUGCCAAAUGGUUUGUGCUCUGGCAGGUUUGGGGUGCCUAUGCUAAUAAUGCCAAUUUAUAGCCUGAUUCUUUUAGUGGCACUGCAAGGUCAAACAGGCGGAGAGGUAUACAAUUCUCCUUAUUGUUAUUAUCAGGAGAAACACUACUCUCCCAGUGCACUGUAAGUAGGGAUGUAAGAAAAAAUCGAUUCUCGCGAUAAUCGCGAUUUUUCAUUUGUCGAUACAGAAUCGAUUCAAAAUAUUUUUGAAUCGAUUCUUUUAGGGAUGUGAAAUUUUUAUCUGCGGACGCCCGUAUC